Diceros bicornis minor is the source of this 1784-nucleotide messenger RNA. RefSeq names its product zinc finger protein 709-like. NCBI's taxonomy places the organism in Eukaryota, Metazoa, Chordata, Mammalia, Perissodactyla, Rhinocerotidae. Gene Ontology annotation, molecular function: DNA-binding transcription repressor activity, RNA polymerase II-specific. The record is from RefSeq and is a predicted model, not a curated record. Gene Ontology annotation, biological process: negative regulation of transcription by RNA polymerase II. The transcript has 4 exons. Bases 116 to 1705 code for a protein of 529 amino acids.
GCGUUUCCCCGCCGUUAAAGGCUGUACGUGGCUCUGCCGCCUGUUUUGUCAGGUUGUGACCUUACUGACCUCGGGAGUCAUAGGAAGGAGCUUAGGGGACCCAGUAAAUGUAGGAAUGGACUCAGUGGCCAUUGAGGAUGUGGCUGUGAACUUCACCCCAGAGGAGUGGGCUUUACUGGAUCCUUCACAGAAGAAACUCUACAGAGAUGUGAUGUGGGAAACUUUCAGGAACCUGGCCUCUGUAGGAAAAACAUGGGAAGAUCAUGACACUGAAGAUCAGUACAAAAGCCAGGGGAGAAGACUAAGAAGUCAUAUGGUAUUGAGACUCUGUGAAAGUGAAGAGGGUAGUCAGUGUGGAGAAAACUUCAUCCUUAUUCCAAAUGUUGAUCUGAACAAGAAAACUAGUGCAGCAAAACCAUGGAAAGAAAGAGCAUGUGGAAAAGUCUUCAUGCGUCAUUCAUCCAUUAAUAGGCACGUUACUGGUCACACUGAACACAAACCAUAUGACUGUGAAAAAUAUGGGGAGAAGACAUAUAAAUGUAAGGAAUGUGGGAAAGCCUUCGUUUUUCCCAGUGUUCUUCAAAAACAUGAAAGAACUCAUACUGGAGAGAAACCCUAUGAAUGUAAAAAAUGCAGUAAAGUAUUUGCUUCUUCCAGGUCUCUUCAAAUACAUGAAAGAACUCAUACUGGAGAGAAACCAUAUAAAUGUAAAAAAUGCAGUAAAGCAUUCAUUUAUUCCAAGUCUCUUCAAGUACACGAAAGAAAUCAUACUGGGGAGAAACCCUAUCAGUGUAAAGAAUGUGGGAAAGCCUUUAUAGCUCCCUCAGGCCUUCGAUCACACAUGAUCUGUCACACUGGAGAUGGACCUUAUAAAUGUAAGGAAUGUGAGAAAGUAUUUCUUUUUCCUAGUGCUUUUCGAAUACAUGAAAGGAGUCACACUGGAGAGAAACCCUAUGAAUGUAAAAAUUGUGGUAAAGCAUUCAGUCAUCCCAGAACUCUUCGAAUGCAUGAAAGAUGUCACACUGGAAAGAAACCCUAUGAAUGUAAGGACUGUGGGAAAGACUUUAUUGCUCUCACCACCCUUCAAGUUCACAUGAUCACUCACACUGGAGAUGCACCUUAUAAAUGUAAGGAAUGUGGGAAAGUUUUCGUUCAUCCCAGUUCAUUUCAAAUACAUGAAAGGAGUCAUACUGGAGAGAAACCAUAUGAAUGUAAAGAAUGCAGCAAAACAUUCAGUUGUACCAGUUCUCUUCGAGUACAUGAAAGAACUCAUACAGGAGAGAAACCAUAUGAAUGUAAAAAGUGCAGUAAAGCAUUCGUUUAUUCCAAGUCUCUUCAAGUACACGAAAGAAAUCAUACUGGGGAGAAACCCUAUCAGUGUAAAGAAUGUGGGAAAGCCUUUACAGCUCCCUCAAGCCUUCGAUCACACAUGAUCUGUCACACUGGAGAUGGACCUUAUAAAUGUAAGGAAUGUAAGAAAGUAUUUGUUUCUCCUAGUGCAUUUCGAAUACAUGAAAGGAGUCACACUGGAGAGAAGCCCUAUGAAUGUAAAGAAUGUGGCAAAGCAUUCAGUUGUACCAGUUCUCUUCGAGUACAUGAAAGAAUUCAUACAGGAGAGAAACCAUAUGAAUGUAAAAAAUGCAGUAAAGCAUUCAUUUUUUCCAGUUCUCUUCGAGUACAUGAAAGAAAUCAUACUGCAGAUUAACCCUUUGAAUGUAAGGAAUGUGGGAAAGCCUUUAGAGAUCCUUCAACCCUUCGAUCACACAUGAUUGUUCAUGCUGGAG